AUGACGCUGGACUUCGAUGUGGACGAUGCACCAACCUUCCCUGAGCUUGUGCGCGAUGCUCGCUGCGAUGUCAUGAAAGGUCGCGCGAUGUCUGCGUGCUGGUCAGAGCUGGCUGAUCAGCAUACAUUCUUCAAGGACAUCGCCAAAGAGGGUCGCAUUCGUGCCGAAACCUUCGCUGCUGUGCUGGCUGCUGUCCAAGGGAUCUGCCAAGCAGUGCAGCGUGUCGAUCUCUUCAACUCCGAGGUUGAGGUACCUUCAUUGGCUUGCACUUCCCCCUUUUCGUCGCCGGCUCAAGGAGCAGCCGGGGGCACGUGGCCUGGUAGCCGACUUGAAGAGGCGCAGACGCUCGCGCAGGUCGCCCGUGCAUAUCUCAAUCUGUACUGCUCUACACCAAUCCCGACGCGUGCAGAAUGGGUUAGCUCGCUGCAGUUUCUUUUUCUUCAGUCCCUGAACGCGGUUAGCACAGAAGCCAAUGGCGCCAGUGCACCUUGCCCCGAUGGCGAUGUGGAUGCUGUCCUCACUACACCCACAUCUUCAACUUUGGGGCGCUACUUGACAAAGCUGCGUCAGAGAGUGGAUGGUGUCCUGAAGGAGUUGCCUGAGAGCGAGGUAGAUGGGAAUGAUGGUAGUUUUGUCGAGGAUGAACUGAGAGAGCUGCUGCUAUGCUGCAUGACGGUUGGGCGACGUGUGGCACGGGCGACCACGCUUCCCUCUUCAGACGCGUGUCUGACGCGCGAGAUGGUGAAGGCGCUUCAGGACUUUGUGGGGAGCUCGACGCUGGAGUGGUGA
Leishmania braziliensis MHOM/BR/75/M2904 is the source of this 789-nucleotide messenger RNA. RefSeq lists its product as hypothetical. The transcript has a single exon. The coding region runs from base 1 to 789 and encodes 262 amino acids. Lineage: Eukaryota; Euglenozoa; Kinetoplastea; Trypanosomatida; Trypanosomatidae. The record is from RefSeq and is a predicted model, not a curated record.